Messenger RNA from Epinephelus lanceolatus (giant grouper), 3533 nucleotides. NCBI's taxonomy places the organism in Eukaryota, Metazoa, Chordata, Actinopteri, Perciformes, Serranidae. The record is from RefSeq and is a predicted model, not a curated record.
CUCUCUGUGGGAGUGGUCUCCUACAGGUCACGUGGUCUGAGCCUUUGUUGAUUAGAUUCACAGGAGAAAGAGCAGGAGGACAGGAAAAAGUCCCGGUCCAACCGACCUACUGCAUAGCCUUCGUCAAUUGUCGCUGCGCUUCGGUCUGGAUGCUGCUGGAAGCCCCUUCGGACUUUUACCUGGAUCUUUUUGUCCGCGGCGAUCCGCGGUUCUCCCCGCCCGGUUUGAGUGCGAGGCAGCGGGGCUGGGGGAUGGAGGCUCAGUCCGGGCUGUGAGCAGACUGGUUUAAGGGGGUGGUGUGGAGGUGUGGGGGGUCGGUGUGAGAAGAAGCCCCAGGCCCUGCUUUGCUUUGUUAUCCCGGGCUCCAGUCAGCAGCCUUCCUCCCGGCUUUCUCAUCGUGUUUUCCAGUCUGUUUGUUCCCUGGUUCACCAUGGAGCUUUUCUCCUGAGAGACACUGGAAGGAGUUUUUGGAGAGAGGAGGUGAAAACACAUGGACAGCAUUAGGAUCUAAGCCCACAACGUUUCAUACUGCGCCGUGUUUUUCUAUUAAAGGACCAAUCCAGAAAAAAACACAUUCUUUUUAUUUAUUUUCCUCUCUUUGUACCUUUUUAUCCUCCUUCUCCUCAUCCCCCUCUCUUUGUACACCUGUCUAUCCCUACACAUACACAUCUGUCGCUCUGUUUUAAGAUAUAUCUGUAUUUAUCUCCAUAAACCUGUACCUCCCUAUCUCCUCCUCUUCACCUCCACUGAGCUCCAUCUAUCCCUUUAUCUCCCUUUAAUUCAUACCUUUCAAUCCCAACCGCUCCCCUCCAUCUGCCUCUCUGUGCUUUACUCCUCCCUCCCACCGGCCUCCAUCAUGGCUCCAGAGUGCCGGUUCUCCUGGUUCUGCUGCCUGCUGGUUCUGCUGGUUCUCCCCGCCGCCGUCCGGAGCUCGUUCCCCCGCAGUGGAGGCAGCAGCAGUGUGGACUGUGGGCCCGGGAAAGCCACCGACUGUCCAGAUCUGUCAGAGAAGAAGAGCGACCUGCGAGUGUGUGACGCUGGGACGUGUCGCUUCGGAGGAACCUGCCGCGAGAAUGGAGCCGACAUUAAGUGUGUCUGUCAGUUCCAUAAAAAAUGUCAGUAUUUAAAAAGCUCAAACAUGGAAAGCAUAAAAAAGUUAAAAAAUAUCUGUAAUAAAAAAAAAUCCCAGGAAUUGUUAAUGAUUACAUGUAACAACAACACAAAUAAGACAAUCUUGAUGUUUGUGUUUGUUUCCAGCUGCAUGUGUAACAUUGUGUGUAAUGGCCACAAUGACAACCCAGUGUGUGGCAGUGAUGGCAUCACCUACGACACGCCCUGCCAUGUCCGCGAAGCAUCCUGCCUCAAACAGCUCAAGAUCGACAUCAAACAUGUGGGACGUUGCCAAGAUAAAAGCAGGAAAGAUGACAGCAUGAAGACCAAACCAGACAUCUAUGCUGUGUCCAAGCCUGGUGAGGGUGAGGGGUUUGUGGACAGCCACACCCCCUGUUCUGAAGACUACGCCCAGUUCUGUGAACACGGCCAAUGUGAGAUGAGACACAACCUGCCCACCUGCAGAUGUGAGGCAGCUUAUGGUGGUCCUCAGUGUGAUCAGCUUCUGGACUUCAACAUCCUGUAUGUGGUGCCCAGUGGUCAGAAGCUGCACUACAUCCUCAUUGCUGCUAUCAUUGGAGCUGUUCAGAUCGCUGUCAUCGUAGCUGUGGUCAUGUGCUUCACCAGGAGGUGCACCAAGACAAAGCGUGGACGGCGACAGAAGCAGCACCUUGGUCACUUCCCAUCAGGAACGUCCUCUAGGAUGAUGUAGCUGCUCUUCUUCUGUUUUUGUUCUCUCUCUCAUGUUUUUACAAAAUACAAGUUUAAAUUUUUCGUACCACACAGACUGACUACGUUUUUGAUAUCUCAACUUUUUGGUGCCUCUUUUUUUCCCUUUUUUAAAAAUUAUUUUUUUGAAUUUCUGAAAGGGGCCUUAUUUUGAAGAUUUUCCUCCAUGUUUGAUUAUUAUUAUUUUUUUAUUUUUUUUGUCUGCAUAUGAUUUUAUGUUUCCCAUCAGGCGGAGCGAAAACGUUUGUGUUUGUCGUGACGCUGCCGUCCUCUCAGACUCUGAAACACUGUGGAUCCUCCGGCAGGAAACUCGAACCUUAUUUUUCUGAUUGUAUCUUCACUUUGGACCAUCCACAUACAAGCUGGGAAAAACACAGAUUGUCCCUUUUUCUUUAAGCCCUGUGGGACGCAGGCUGAUUAUGUAUUUUUGUUUGUCUUUAGAUUUAGUCAGGAUCAUGGAAGUAAAAGCUAUUUAAUACCCAAUUCUGAAAAAUUUAACAACAUCCUGAAAACUUAAUGAUGACAUUUAAAUAUGACAUCUAGCUGAAUGUUCGGGGUUUAGAUUUCCUUCUUUUUCUCAAGCUCUACAAUUUCAAAAACUCAGAUUUCAAGUUUUUUUUUUUUUUAGUUCAGUUAAGUUCAGUUAAAAAAAUAAAAUAAAAUCUGCUGCUGAAAUUUGAUUGGUCAAACACACAUAGUCUCUCUGGGUUUUUAGCCAGGAAUAUAGAUUCUGGAAAUUUGUCUGGGAUUUUCAAAAUAAAAUGUUAUAAAUUACAAAUUAAGUGAUAUUUAAAUGUCAACAUUAAGUAUUUACCAAUGAUUCAAUAUCAGAAUGAGGUAUUCAGUUGCUGAGUUGCUUGCUGAGAUUGAAAUUACAGUUGUGAUCAUUUUUUUCUUCCAUAGCUGGAGUAUGCCAUCAAUAUGAAAAAUAAAACAAUAGAUUUGUUUGCUUUUCUUCGUUUUCUCAUAGUGGGAACAACUUUUCUUUUUCUGUUUACUUUGUGUAAUGAAAGCCUUAAUACUCCAGGGGGCGAUGUGUACCAGGACUACAGGAUUAUCAGGGACCACUGUAGCCCUCCUGGGUAUUGUUGCUGAAGAUGAAUCUGAUGGCUUGUAUUCUGUUUUGCUGCAUCACACAGGGUCAAAAGUCAUUUUUCAUGCCACCCAGAUAAACUUUAUUUUACUUUUUUUGUAUCUGUAAUGAUGAGACGCACCUAAAAACCAAAAUGCUGUUUUUUCUACUGCUUAAAAACUGAUAAAAAGUACCAGCUGACAUGUACAGGUUGUUUUAAUUAUUUUCUUGCUUCAUUUUCAAAUGGCGCCAUUCAGGAAUGGAAUCCAGUGGUUUUUAUUGUGUGUUUUGACAAGCUGAUGAUAAUUUAAAAUACUUUUUCUUAUGGUCAAGUUUUUUUUCUGUUUUUUUAUAUAUAUAAUUUGUGAUGAUGGUACGAAGUGUUCGUGUUGGUCAUUUUAUUGUGGUAGAAGGAGUAGACUCAAUAAGCUGCGAGGUUCCCUGAAGUAUUGCUGCACUGGGAUCAGAUUUAAUUGAAGCUGAGGUCUCGGUCCUGUGACGCCUGAGGGAAUCCAGGCUGAUUUUGCUGUAGAUGUUGCGUAAUGCAUGAACCAGUUGAAGUUGUUGUUUAGAGCUGUUCUGUAGUUGAACUAGAAUUAAAUUAUGAUGUUGGAAACCACAA